Molecule: messenger RNA, 579 nt
Organism: Torulaspora globosa
Lineage: Eukaryota; Fungi; Ascomycota; Saccharomycetes; Saccharomycetales; Saccharomycetaceae
Product: DUF4112 domain-containing protein
Exons: 1
Coding region: 1-579 (192 amino acids)
Source: RefSeq, a predicted model, not a curated record
AUGUUCUUCAGUUAUUUCGUUAAAAAGUUCACCAGAAAAGUGGUUGGGGACUUCAACAAUGGCCAGGAUCCGUUCGUGGAGGAGUACGAGUUUGAGAGGAAGUCGUUCUUCUCUGGGUCGUCGAAGGUUGUGAAGAAGACUAGACCCAAGAGUAUCGCCGAGUAUGUGCCUGAGCGGCAGAGGGGUUUGGUCCUGUCGAUGCGGAAACGGUGCUACCGGAUGGAGCUCAUGUUCUCGUUCUGGGGGAUGAAGUUUGGAUGGCUGAACAUUGUAAAGAUUGUUCCUGUUGUAGGCGACAUCUGCGCUUUGUGUCUGUCGCUGCUGGUGCUGAGGGAGAUGAGAACUGCGGCGGACGGUCUGCCCUCGGAUAUCAUGGCGAGCUGUCUGUUCAACAUACUGAUCGACUUCACGUUCAGCUUGGUGCCGAUUGUGGGUGACAUCGUCAGUGUGGCUUACAAGCCCAACUGUCGGAACGCGAUGCUCAUCGAGGAGCACAUCGACCGAAAGUACAGGAAGGAGAUGAAUCUCAAGGCGGCCAAGCAGAUGGAUACGCCGAUUAGUGCUGCCAAACAGCACUAG